Messenger RNA from Lycium ferocissimum, 3296 nucleotides. RefSeq names its product putative phospholipid:diacylglycerol acyltransferase 2. Lineage: Eukaryota; Viridiplantae; Streptophyta; Magnoliopsida; Solanales; Solanaceae. Gene Ontology annotation, biological process: lipid metabolic process. The record is from RefSeq and is a predicted model, not a curated record. Gene Ontology annotation, cellular component: cytoplasm.
CUCUAUCAAUGUUGUGUUACUUUUAUGUGUACCCACAGAACACAACUCUUCUUACCACCUUCUUCUCCACGUGUUAUAGAGCAGCACAGCACCUUCUGUAACGCCUAUUUCUAAUAAUACAACAACAAGCCAUGAUCAUCACUUCCUUGUACUCUUCUUUCCUUUAUCUUUUUCCUUUAUUUAACUUGUUCUUGCUAGAGUUAAAUUCCAAGUUUUCCUUUGAUGGCUUGUUCCCAUUUCUAGAAAAAUCUCAUCUUAGCAUGUUAAUUUGAGCUUAUAACAUCAAAAAUUGAGUUUUCCUUUGAUGAAAUGUUCCCAUUUCUUGAAAAAUUCUCAUCUUUAGCAUGUUGAUUUGAGCUCAUAACAUCAAAAACUUGAGUUUUCCUUUGAUUGGCUGUUCCCAUUACUUGAAAAGAAUCUCAUCUCUAGCAUCUUAAGUUGAGCUCAUUUUGUUGUUUUUGAGGCAUAACAUCAAACUAUUGAGUUUUCCAUUCAUGGGUUGUUCCCAUUUCUUGAAAAAUUCUCAUCUUAGCAUGUUCAUUUGAGCUCAUAACAUCAAAAACUUGAGUUUUCCUUUGAUUGGUUGUUUCUAUUUCUUGAAUACUUUCAGCUUGGCAUGUUAAUUUGAGCUCUUUUGUUGUUUUUGAGACAUAACAUAUCAAAAUCUUGAGUUUUCUUUUGAUGAGCUGUUCCCAUUUCUUGAAAAUCUCAGUUUAGCAUGUUUGAGCUAAUUUUGUUGUUUUUGAAACAUCACAUCAAAAUCUUGAGUUUUCCUUUGAUUUGGUUGUUCCCAUUUCUUGAAAAAUCUCAGCUUGGCAUGUUAAUUUGAGCUACAUUUUUUUGUUGUGUCCAUUUUUGUCCCAUCAAAAUCUUGAAUUUUCAAUGGCUUCAAUUCUAAGGUUUCGUAAGCUGUGCUUUCUUGAACCAGUGAAGUAUUCUUCUGUGAGUUAUGACAAACCAAAAAAUGAUGAAAAACAAUCUUUUGAAAAACCACAAAAACCAGAAAGUCUUGUUUCUGGUAUUGAGAGAGUAUUAGAGAAACCAAAAUCCAAGAAGAUUAAAAAACAGCCUAAGGAAUGGAGGUGUGUAGAUAGCUGUUGUUGGUUAAUAGGCUACUUGUGUACAACUUGGUGGCUACUUCUGUUUUUGUGCAAUUUUUUGCCUGCAAAUAUGCCUGGACUUAAAGUCCCUGAAGCUCCUGGAGUUAGACUUAAACGUGAUGGAUUAACAGCUCUUCACCCUGUUGUUUUAGUCCCUGGCAUUGUCACUGGUGGCCUUGAACUUUGGGAAGGAAGGCCUUGUUCUGAAGGAUUAUUUCGAAAGAGGCUUUGGGGUGGUAGUUUUACUGAAAUAUUCAAGAGGCCUUUAUGUUGGUUGGAGCACUUAUCGUUGGAUAAUGAAACGGGGCUUGAUCCACCCGGGAUUCGAGUCCGAGCAGUUCCAGGACUUGUAGCAGCCGAUUAUUUUGCCCCUGGUUACUUUGUUUGGGCUGUUCUUAUUGAGAAUUUGGCAAAAAUUGGCUACGAACAGAAGAAUAUGUACAUGGCUGCUUAUGACUGGAGGCUAUCCUUCCAAAAUACAGAGAUUAGGGACCAAGCUCUGAGUAGGUUGAAGAGCAAAAUCGAGCUUAUGUAUGUGACAAACGGUUACAAGAAAGUGGUUGUGGUGCCUCAUUCAAUGGGAGUUAUCUAUUUUCUCCACUUCCUUAAAUGGGUUGAAGCACCUCCUCCGGUUGGAGGUGGUGGUGGGCCGGGUUGGUGUGCCAAACAUGUCAAAGCUAUCAUGAAUAUCGGUCCAGCAUUUCUCGGCGUUCCAAAGGCUGUUGCUAAUAUAUUGUCUGCUGAGGGAAAAGACGUUGCCUUUAUCAGAGCCAUGGCUCCGGGUUUGCUGGACUCCGAGACCUUCGGUUUUCAAACACUUCAACACGUUAUGCGGGUUUCUCGAACAUGGGACUCCGUCGUUUCUUUGGUACCUAGAGGAGGAGAGACCAUAUGGGGUGACUUGAAUCAGUCUCCAGAAGUAGAAAACAUAUGCUAUACAUCAAAGGCGCGAUACUUGCAAUCUUCUUCAAAGGAAAGCAAUGGCAAUGACACAGAUGCUAGGAGGAGUUCCCAGGUGAAGGAGCUGCCGAAAUAUGGAAGAAUAGUUUCAUUUGGCAAGGAAAAAUUAGAGUUACCUUCGUCACAGCUCUCAAUUAUAGAUUCAAAUGAAUUCGUGCAUAAAAGUGGAUCCAGAAAUUCCAACACGUCAUGUGGAGAAAUAUUGUCAGAGUAUGACGAGAUGAGUCGCAAAAGCAUUAAGAAAGUUGCCGAAAAUGAUGCAUACACAGCAAGAACUCUGUUAGAUCUUCUUCGGUUUGUGGCACCGAAAAUGAUGAAGCGUGCUGAGGCACAUUUCUCUCACGGAAUAGCAGAAAACCUUGAUGAUCCGAAGUAUAGUCAUUACAAGUACUGGUCAAAUCCACUUGAAACCAAGUUGCCGGAUGCUCCGGAUAUGGAGAUAUACUGUUCAUAUGGGGUGGGAAUUCCAACUGAGAGAUCAUACGUCUACAAGCUUUCGUCUUCUGAUAGAUGCAAGAGCAUUCCUCUUCAAAUCGAUAGCUCGCACGAUAGUGACAACGGGUGCUUAAAAGGUGGAGUACACUUUGUUGAUGGCGACGAGAGCGUACCAGUCGUGAGCGCUGGGUUCAUGUGCGCUAAAGGUUGGCGAGGCAAGACACGUUUCAACCCCUCGGGCAUAUCCACAUACGUGAGAGAAUACCAACACAAGGCACCGGCGAGCCUGCUAGAAGGGAGAGGCACGGAGAGUGGGGCCCACGUUGACAUUAUGGGAAAUAUCGUGUUGAUCGAGGAUGUUCUACGACUCGCUGCUGGUGCCACCGGUGCAGAGUUGGGUGGCGAUAGGAUCUACUCGGAGAUCAUGAAAAUGUCAGACAGGAUAAAUAUUCGGCUUUAAUUGCAACAAUGUGCGCGAUUUUGAUGGAGGGAUGAAGAACAAUAUCUAAGCAAAGAGUAAAGAGUACAAGAAUAGGAUAGAGAUAUGAGAGUGGGGACACAACAACUACUACUGAAUUGCGGGAUACUGACUCAGGAAAGGACUUUAAGGACAAUCAAAGUAUGGGAUGAGGAAAGUGGGGCUAGCUUAGAUGGGGGACUUUUUUGCAUUGAUUGUAAGUUUCUGAUUGAGAAAAAGAGGGGGGGAAAGAGAGUAGCAUUUUCUCACGUGUAAUUUACUGAAUAAAAUUCUCACCUUAUGUAAUCAGGUUCAAUAAGAUUCUGGCUGUUCUACUAAGGAAA